AUGGCUUUCACUCUGGCCCAUAUUCAGAUCGGCUGGAUAUCUGCGUUAUCGAUCGAAGCCCUGUUGGCCGAAAUCAUGCUCGAUGAGCUGAUCGAGCAAACCAUUCCGCUUCCUCCCAAUGACAACAACAUUUACAGGUACGGACGUAUCAAAAUCAAUGGAAGCGACGCAUCGCAUAUCGUGGCUAUAGCACAGCUCCCCCUCUCGACCACUGGCAAAGCGUCCGCUGCUACAGUCGCCAACAACAUGCGCCGAACGUUCCCGAACUUGAAGUUCGGCAUUAUGGUCGGCAUCGCUGGUGGAAUUUGGACUGCUGAGGAGGAUCUUCGUCUUGGGGAUAUUGUUGUGGGUGUCCCUGACGACGGUGGCCCUGGCAUCAUACAGUAUGAUCUCGGCAAAUCUGUCCAAGACGGCGAACUCGUCAUGAAAGGAAAUAUGAACAAAGCUCCCGACGUACUCCGAUCUGCAGCUGGAGCGCUACAGAGAAAGCACAUGCGAAAGCCUGGAGACUACGUAUCUAGCCUCGAGAUUACUGAGGUCAAGCGGCAUGCUCCGCGUCCCAGUGUCGACAAUCUAUUCACCAAGACAUAUAUCCAUCGAGGUGGAGAGUCGUGUGAAGACUGCGACAAAGCCUACCUUCUCAUCCUUCCCCAACGAUCCGACCCGUCUCCCAAAGUUCACUAUGGUGCUAUAGCUUCUGGAGACCAAGUCGUUAAAGAUGCAGUCUUUGCGGACAAGAUACGCGCGAAACAUAAGAUCAUCUGUUUUGAGAUGGAAGCCGCUGGGCUCGACGCUUUUCCCUGCUUAGUUAUACGCGGUAUCUCUGACUAUGCGGACACCCACAAGAAUGACGACUGGCAUGCAUACGCUGCAGCAUCAGCAGCGGCCUAUGCUAAAGAGCUCUUGUCGGUUGUUCCUCUUACUGAUGUUGCAGAACUCCCUCACACCGGUUACUUCUGGGGCAUCUUCUGGAUUGACGCUGACAACAAGCAGAGUGUUGAACAAGGCUUUGCGGAGAUUGCCAAAAUGCAGACUCCACCACUCAUAGAUGCAACAAGCAAAGGUGUACUACGAUGGCUUGCGAACAUCAAAGGAUCAUGGCUCCUCAUUCUGGAUAACUGCGACGAUAGUAUGAUGGACUUUUCUGCGUAUAUGCCCUCUCGUGGUGGCAGUAUCAUUCUUACCACUCGCCUGGCUGAGUGCAAGAUUCUUGGAACCUGGGCAAAUCUCGAUGAUCUCGGUCGUGACGCUGCCAUGCAGCUACUCCUGCAGGCAUGCGGCUACGCUUCGGGUAACCAGGAAGCUUACGUACCUGCCGCGGAGGCAGUGGUGUCCAGCCUCGGGCAGCAUGCACUCGCCCUUGUCCAUGCUGGUGCUUACAUCAAGAAGGGACUCUGCACUUUGGAUGGAUAUGUUCUUUCUUUUCGCAAAGAACAGGCUCGGCUAAUGAAGUUCAAGCCUCAGCAGCAAGCUUCACGAUAUGGGAGUGUCUACGCAACGUUCGAGGUUUCUGCAGAGGCUCUGGCUUCGUCUGAGGACCAUGAUUGUGCACUCGCUCUGCAACUACUGGAUAUACUCGCAUUCUUGAAUCGUGAAGCAGUCGAAGAAGACAUCUUCAGCCGAGCUUGUGACCAAUGCCACAAACUGCAGAAAGCGUGGGAGAAGAAUGGCAUGCAAUGUCCCAGUUGUCCCUCUGUCUCGAGCAUGGAAUACGAUCGAGCUUACAUCAGGCUAAGAAAGCCGGGCGAAGCCAUGACACAUCUUGCGCAAGCGCGUUCUCAGCUCGAGAAGUUUCUUGCAAAUGAUACCCCUCCACCGUGGCUUGCCCCUGCAAUAGGUCUAAUCGCAGAUAUUCACUUCGCCCUUGGAGAGUUCAGUGUAGGUGCCACCUUGCUUGAAAAGCGAGUCAAUCUUCAGUCUUCAUAUCUUCGACUCGAUGACAACAGACGUCUCUCAUCUUUACGCAAGCUAGCACAAGUUUACACAAAACUCGAGGACAGCAGAAAGUUGAAGCAGGUGAUGGAUUUGCUAGAGGAAGUCAUGAAUGACGGUCAAAAGACCAUUCACACCGAUUUCAAGGACCCAAAACUUACGGAGAAAGUACUGGCUUACGCUCAGUGGAACCUCGCACAGGCGAGGAGAACAAGACAGUCAGUUGUUGGUAACAAAAAUCAGCAGAGCGGUCAACAGGAAGCAACACGCAAUCCUCCAGCCAGUACAGUCGCAAGAGCUCACACGAUGCCACCACAAAGAUGCUUUUCGCGCGCCGAAGUUACCGACUCGCACACAAAUCAAUCUUCAAGGCGAGCCAAGGAGUAUAAAGCUGUGCUCGGUGAUCGUACAAGACUCAGAAACUCGGUUGUGUCAAGCACUCCCAUACCGAAGACCAUUAAUCCAUCAACGGCUGGAGCGACAGGCGUCCCUGGAUACUUGCGAGAGACCGCGGCUAGUCGCCGAGCUCGAGAGACACGCACUCAAGCUAAAGCUGAGGCUUCAAGAUCAUCCGUAUCAGCUCCCACUAGUGAAUAUCGUCUUUCGAGAUCAAAGACAGCUUAA
Molecule: messenger RNA, 2556 nt
Organism: Aureobasidium musti
Lineage: Eukaryota; Fungi; Ascomycota; Dothideomycetes; Dothideales; Saccotheciaceae
Source: the annotation of a GenBank genome assembly